Molecule: messenger RNA, 2451 nt
Organism: Cherax quadricarinatus
Lineage: Eukaryota; Metazoa; Arthropoda; Malacostraca; Decapoda; Parastacidae
Source: RefSeq, a predicted model, not a curated record
AUGGACCUUCUCGUACUAAGCAUAACCCAGUUUUUUACUCAUACAACCCAUAUUCUUCCCCAUUCUCUAACAAGCAGUUCUUCCUCAUCUGUAACCAUCAUAUCUUCCUCGACAGUGACAAGCAGUUCUUCCUCAUCAGUAACUAGUAUUUCUUCCUCAUCAGUAUGCAGCAUUUCCUCCCAAUCACAAUUCAGAAGUUCCUCCAAGUCUCUGAAGAGCAGUUCUUCCCUAUCAGUAUUCAGUAUUUCUUCAUCACUAACUAGUAGUUCUUCCUCAUCAGUAACCAGCAAUUCUUCCUUAACAGCAACCAGCAGUUCUUCCUUAUCAGAAUCGAGCAGUUCUUCCUUAACAGAUACCAGCCGUUCUUCUUCAGCAGUAACCAGUAAUUCUUCUUCAUCACUCACCAGUAGAUCUUCCCCAUCUCUAACUAGUAGUUCUCCCUCCUCAGUAACAAGCAGUUCAUCUUUAAUAGAAACCAGGAGUUCUUCAUCAUCAUUAAACAAUAACUCUUCCCCAUCUCUAACCAGUAGUUCAUCUUCAUCAUUAACCAGCAGUUCUUCCUCAUCAUUAACCAGUAGUUCUCCCUCAUCAUUAACCAGUAGUUCUUCCUCAUCAGUAACCAGCAGUUCUUCCACAUCACGAACCAGUAGUUCUUUCAAAUCAUUAACAAGUAAUUCUUACCCAUCACUAAAAAGCAGUUCUUCUUCAGCAUUACCCAGCAGUUCAUCGUCAUCAUUAAUCAGUAGUUCCUCCUCAUCGGUAAUCUUUAGUUCUUCGUCAUCAGUAACGAGCACAUCUUCCUCAUCAGUAACAAGAAAUUCUUCCUCAUCAGUAACCAGUUAUUCUUCCCAUUCACUAAGCAGUUGUCCUUCCUCAUCAGUAUCGAGUAGUUACGAUUCAUCAGCAACCAGUAAUUCUUCAUCAUUAGUAACCAGUAGUUAUUCCUCCUCAGUAAUCAGUAGUCCUUACACAUCAGCAUCCAGUAGUUCUUCCUCAUCACUAACCAGUAGUUCUUCCUCAUCACUAACCAGUAGUUCUUCCUCCUCACUAACCAGUAGAUCUUCCUCAUCAGUAACCAGUAGUUCUGCCGCAUCUCGAAUCAUUAGUUCUUCCAAAUCACUAGCCAGUAGUUCUUCCCCAUCACUAAGCAGUAGUUCUUCAUCAAUAAGCAGUAAUUCUUCCUCAUCAAUAAGCAGUAGUUCUUCUCCAUCAGCAAGCAGUAGUUCUUUGCCAUCAGAGAAAAGUAGUUCUUUCUCUACAAUAACCAGUCGUUCUUCCUCAUCAGUAACUAGUAAUUCUUUCUCAUCACUAACCAGUAGCUUUUACUCAUCACAAGCCAGUAGUUCUUCCGCAUAUCUAACCAUUAGUUCUACCACAUCUUUAUCCAGUAGUUCUUCUUCAUUAACCGGUAGUUCAUCCUCAUCAUUAACCAGUAGUUCCUCCUCAGCAGUAACCAAUAGUUCUUAUUCAUCAGUAACCAGUAAAUCUUCCUCAUCGCUAAAUAAUAGUUCUUCCUCAUCAGUAACCAGUAGUUCUUCAUCAGCAACCAGUAAUUCUUCGUCAUUAGUAGCCAGUAGUUCUUCCUCAUCACUAAUCAGUAGUUCCUCCUCAUUAACCGUUGUUUCUCCCUCAUCACUAGCCAGUAGUUCAUCCUCGUCAGUAACCAGGAGUUCUUCCACAUCACGAGCCAGUAGUACUUCCAAAUUACUAACCAGUAGUUCUUCCCCAUCACUAACCAAUGGAUCUUCUGCAUCACAAAGCAGUAGUUCUUCCUCAUCAAUAAGCAGUAGUUCUUCUACAUCUGCUACUAGUAGUUCGUUACCAUCAGAGAAAACUAGUUCUUUCUCAUCACUAACCAGUAGUUCUUCCCCAUCUCUAACAAUCAGUUCGUCCUCAUCGGUAACCAUCAAUUCUUCCUCAUCAGUAAGCACUAGUUCUUCCUUAUUAGAAACGAGCAGUCCUUCCUCAUCAUUAAGCAGUAACUCUUCCUCAUCAGUAAUCAAUAGUUAUUACUCAUCAGUAACCAGAAGUUCGUCCUCAUCAGUGACAAGCCGUUCUUCCUCACCAGUAACCGGUAAUUCUUCCUCAUCACUAACCGGUAGUUCUUCCUCAUCAGUAACGAACUUUUCUUCUUCAUCAGUAACCAGUAAUUCCUCCUCAUCACUAGCCAGUAGUUAUUCCUCAUCAUUAACUAGUAGUUCUUCCUCAUCAUUAACCAGUACUUCUUCACCAUUAACCAGUAGUUCUUCCUCAUCAGUAACCAGUAGUUCUUCCCCAAUAGUAACCAGUAGUUCUUACUCAUCACUAACCAGCAGAUCUUCGCCAUCUCUAACAAGCAGUUCUUCCUCAUCGGUAACCAGCAACUCUUCCUCAUCAGGAACCAGCAGUUCUUCCUUAUCAGAAACCAGCAGUUCUUCCUCAUCAUUAACAAAAGUUCUUCCUCAUCACUAA